This is a messenger RNA of Truncatella angustata, 906 nucleotides long. RefSeq lists its product as uncharacterized. NCBI's taxonomy places the organism in Eukaryota, Fungi, Ascomycota, Sordariomycetes, Amphisphaeriales, Sporocadaceae. The record is from RefSeq and is a predicted model, not a curated record. The transcript has a single exon. Gene Ontology annotation, molecular function: protein binding. The coding region runs from base 1 to 906 and encodes 301 amino acids.
AUGGCCGAUGAAAUGAGCACUCUUCUGACACCUGAACUGUUUGAGACGCUGGUCGUUGCCAAGCUCCCUUUCUCCAUGACAGAGCCGCUUGACUUUGAAGACGUUGGCCAGAAGCAGUUUAAAGGCAAAACACCGAUCCCAAGCAAUGUGGUUGAGAGCGUCUGGCCAGUUCUCGAAGCUCUCAGUAAGCUCGGGCUGGAAUCUAUACCCAAUCUAUUGCAAUUCCUCCCGCCCAUCGCCGAUGACGGUUUUCCACGCCAGGCGCUAGGAUUGCAGCUACUGCUCGACCAGAUGACCAGGUCCCUACUAAGAGACAUCGACGGUCGUUGGAGAAGCGCAUAUUUCGAUGCGAUUAGUCUAAAAUAUGCGUAUAACUUGGACGCGCUUCCCGAUGAGCAGAAGCCGUGGUCAUGGAGUCGCUGGAAGACAUUUGCUACGCUCGACUUCUGGGUCCUUGCCCGAACUUGGUAUAUUUGCCCGUUUGUCCACUCGGACGAGGCCGCAGACCACGAACGCGCGCUGAUAUUCACCGAAGAGACUCGCAAUGUGGUCGAAAAAGAGACUGGGACUACUGACCCCUACCGUGCAAAGCGAGAUGCCAUUAUGUCUGACAUUUAUGGUGUAUCCUUGAUGCUCAAUGAAGGACCACCUGGAACUGGGGCAACAGUCCAGAUGUACGCAUAUUGGAUGUGCAAGCUCAUGGACAUCCAUACACCCAUCUUAAACAAGUUUGGGCGUUAUCCCUAUAGAAACGCCUACUUCGGGAGACAAGACACGCCAGAGGAGGAGGCCUGGGCUAAGAAGCGGGCCGGAAAUCCCAUGCCGUCCGAGAAACUCAAGAGUCGUCUAAAACAGGACAUAGAUGCCGGAAUUUGGACGCCUCUAGGCGCUGGAAGAAUUGCCUGA